Diplodia corticola is the source of this 3930-nucleotide messenger RNA. Its product is annotated as het-s domain protein. The record is from RefSeq and is a predicted model, not a curated record. The coding region runs from base 1 to 3930 and encodes 1309 amino acids. NCBI's taxonomy places the organism in Eukaryota, Fungi, Ascomycota, Dothideomycetes, Botryosphaeriales, Botryosphaeriaceae. The transcript is spliced from 4 exons.
AUGUCCGCUUUCGCCCACCUCCCCCGGCGCCUUACCAAGCUGUACGCCGACACCAAGCAGGACAUCAAUGACGAGCAGGCCAAGCUGGAGAACGUGCCCGAGCUGAACGCCCUCCAUCGCCGCUUCCGCAUCCAGCGAGAUCGCCUCAUCGCAUGGGGUCUUGAAUGGAGCGACAACAGCUCCGCCGCAUCCCAAGGCAGCAUCGAUGAGUCUGUUGCCCAGGCUGGCCUGACCGAAACUGUCACGAGCGUUCUCGGCACCAUCCAGGACAUCCUUGACGAGGCCGACCGCAUCAGAGAUGCAGGCGGCCAGAGUCCUUCCGACACAAAGAAGCCGUCUAGUCCGAGCAGCUGGACACCUGCCGACAAAUCCCGCUACGAAGACCUAGCUCGAGAUCUCACUACUUCCAUCGAUACCCUUUAUGACCUUUCCAGAGCAAGGAGGAUCUCGGCCGUUGGAACCCCUUCCCGGGACACCAAACCACAUCUGGCCAAAUCCGAGUCUCUUCCCUCCACUCCCUUCAAAACCCCUUUCUUGGAUGACGACUACACCCAGUCCUCCCUCACUCUCGUGAGCCCUCCGACAGUCUCUGCUUCAUCAACCAUCGAGACAGAGUCUGUUCCUAAGAUUGACCCGUCAUGCCUCAUUCUCCCUGAAGAAGAACCCCCGCCAUACGAGAGCAUAGGAGUCCCGUCGUGUACCCGUCUGAUCGGCCAUUUCCGUCGGAGCCAGUCCUCGACCAACCCCUGGAGAUUUGAGUCCGGAGACGUUGUGACAAUUCCUGUCCUCAUCGAGUAUGCGGGCUUUGAUCCAGUCUAUCGGAUGAACGAACUCUCACCACCUUUGGAACGUGUCGAGAACCUACUUGAUGUCUUUGCCCGAGGCGUUGGCCGCUUUGGCGAGGGUUCCGACGCCCCUGCCUUUGGCACUCUCAAAUGCGUGGGCUACUUCGAGGACCUUAGUCAGCCUCGAUUUGGAUUCGUUUUUGAACUUCCAGGCUUCGUGUACGGUGGCAUAACUCGGGCAUUGCGACCUGCCGAAUUCCAAGCAAUGCGCCCCGUCACCCUGUUGAGUGUGUUGCAGUCCAGCGCAAAGAACAACGUUGCAGUACCCAAUAUUCCUGCUCUGGAAAAACGGUUCCGCAUAGCCCUGAAUCUGGUGCUGUCCUUCAGCAAGCUCCACGCCAGCGGCUUCGUCCACAAAGAUGUCAACAGCAGUAACAUUCUUCUCUUCCGCAAGCCGAAGGAGCCGGGCCACAGUUCCAAGCAUCCGCAGUACGAGCUGCAGUCACCUUAUGUUUGCUCCUUCGAUCUCUUUUCGGAAUUCAACGUCGAGGUACAGUCGACUGGUUCCAACAUUUACCGUCAUCCUCACGACCCCAGAGCACAGACACCAUCACAGUCAGCUUAUGCUCCACACUUUGACAUGUAUGGGCUUGCCCUUAUCCUGCUUGAGAUUGGCUUGUGGAUCCCCCUUUUGGACAUCUUUAAAGCCAAAUAUACCCUCGCGGAUUUCAAGCUUCGCCUCGAAGAUAUCUGGAUCAGGAGAUUAGCUGGCAAAUGCGGCACAGCCUACAUGCAGGCGGUGCGAGAAUGCUUUUCGGCUGCAGACCGACACCUUUCGAGCACAGACACCAAGGUGGUCUAUGACCGCGUAUUGGGACGACUCCACAGAUGCACUCUCCUGGAUGAUGCAGACCCCUAUCCGUACGAUUUGGGGCACCAUUUGACAACUAGCCCUUCUCCUAGCCCAAGCCUCCUGAAGCGCGCGCACGACCAAGGCCUGGGCAUGAAGCGAGCGAAGCUCCAAAAACGGAACGUUGCAGAGUUCACCGAGCGUUUUCCUCAUGAGCACAGCAAACCGUUACUCGCCCACGGAGAGGCUGUGGAGGGCAAUCCUGAGCUCACUGCAUUCUUGUCUCUGUCUCGCUCUCCCGAGUCAGGCUUAAGAGGUGGUGGGGAGGAUCUCGCUCCCGAGCGCCACAAGCAUGGCCACGACAUUCGUUCCCACUCGCGGGAAGCGCUAGCGCCUGUAGACGCUGCAAAAAUCAUUCAACGAGCUUGGCGAAGAUCUCACGGCAAGAUGACUUUCAGAGAAUACAGGAAGAGAGUCGCCAUAAUCCAAACCAAGUGGCGGGAAAAGAAGGCUCGGUUGACAUCUGCAUCUCAAGAGGAGCAACCGCCGAUGCUGCAUCGAGCCGUGACCGACAGCUACCCGGCUCCUGCUAUGGACAUCACCAUCGAUGAGAUCAACGUGCAGACAUCCAUAAAAUUGAAGCAACAAAAGUCUGCAGCAAAACGAAAGCUACUGGUACAGCCGCUUUGGAGACCUACACCAAGCAUCGCAGCUGAGUGGGACCAGACCAUCCUUCCACGACUAAUGCGCAUAUGUGAGAGGGUACUCCGCGACUCUCCAGAGAGCUCCAGCAUUGAUCUCUUUGGCAUUGGCCCGUCUCCUUCAGACGCAAAAGCUACCAUAGUCGUCACCUGUGCCAGCACGGCAAAGGUGAAGGCCGCAUUGGCGAAGAAGUUUAGCUACGAUCGUGCUGCCUUCGAUCUUAAAGUCCACAAAGGAAAGAUCAAGCGCUCCAAAUUGACGAGAUCCACUAGGAGGCGGAGAGCACCGUAUCGAUCUAUGAUGGAUGAGGAUGACGAGAUACCGGCGCUGAACGGAUGUUUUCAGCAACGCCCAGUGUGCGGUGCAUCCAUCGGGGCGUAUAAUGGGGAACACCUGCCACCCGUAUCGUAUGGAGGAGUCGUGCUGGUCGAUGGAGAGCCGUUCGGAAUGAGUGUUCACCACAUGUUGGACACUCCAAGUGAAGACGAGAGUGAGUAUGGCGACGAAUACUCAGAUGUGGAAAGUGAAGAUGUUCUGCGAUCGAGUGCGAAGGCUCCCAACUACAAUUGGACCUCGCAGAUAGGCUCGCAGCCUCUGUUGCAUGAUUUGCCGGACAUUCCGCAAGCGUUUGAAAUCUCAGACGACGAAGAUUUCGACGAUGGCGCCAGCAGCUAUGCCUACGACUCUGCUGAUGAAGACUUUUCCGACUCGGAGAGUGAAGCGACAUCAUCCGAACCCGGCGACAUCCCAGGCAUCGAGGCGGGCGACGGUGAAGAGAUUCUCAUUACUCAGCCCGCCAUCGACGACGUCGAGGACGACUUCUUCCCUUGUGAAGAAGACCGUGACGAAGACCAUCUCGACUCACACGAGUUGGGGCACGUCCAUGCCUCGUCUGGGAUUCGGCGCUGGAACCGGGAUGGUGUGGUUCAUGAGAUCGACUGGUCUUUGCUCAAGUUGAAGGAUGAACGGCUGCAGCCGUACAAUCUCAUCCAAGGAGGGAAGAGAUACUGCGUGCAGCCGGCGAAGCUAUGCCCAAAGCUGGUGGACCCUGUGGACAGGCGACAUUCCACGCCAGAGGAAGACGAAUAUCCAAGUCAAGUUGCUAAGGCAGAAGACCUGGGUAGCCUUCAAGUUCACAGUCUCGGACGGACAAGUGGUCUGAAAGGCGGCAUCAUUAGCCAUACAAUGACCGCGGUCAAGAUCCAUGGUCGCAAGUCUUAUGCCCGAAGCUGGCAUGUCAGCGGAGGAUUAGGUGUCGGCGGUGAUUCGGGCGCUUGGGUCAUUGACAAUGAGCAUGGCCGCAUCUGUGGCCAUGUCCUUGCGUGGUGCGACAGGAACCACGUGGCAUACAUCUGCCCCAUGCAGGUCCUUUUGGAAGACAUCAAACGUACGUUGGGAGCGAAAAAAGUCCUUUUGCCCGGCCAGCAGGAGGAGAAUGCAGAGUCGUUCACGUCGCAGGCCAAGGGAGGGUUCGACCUUCCCGACAUCAAACAACUCAGCAUUGGCGAUGUGGAUGGGGGGAUCAGGAGUCGGUUCAUGCAGAACCCCAGCAAGAUUGAGGUCGUGCGGGGGAGGGCCGGCCAGAUGGCUUGA